Messenger RNA from Paramecium sonneborni, 3988 nucleotides. The record is from the annotation of a GenBank genome assembly. Lineage: Eukaryota; Ciliophora; Oligohymenophorea; Peniculida; Parameciidae.
AUGGCAUUUUACUAUGAAUCAGAAGAUUUGAAUUUAAGAAAGAAGUAUAAUAACUUACAAUAUGAUGAAUUAGAAGAAUAAGAUAAAUAGAGUGUUGCAUAUUGUAUUUCUGAAUAAUAGAUGACAACUAAAUAACAUGAAGAAUAAUUACAAUAGGAUUUUGAAAUAAUAAUAAAGGAUAUAAAGAAUAUGUGUGUUUACUUUACAUAAAAAUAUAUAGUUUAAAAUGAAAGUAAUCCUUAAUUACAUAGAUUCCCAUUUAUAAAAGUAAAGAAUAGAGUUUGUCACAUAUUUGAAAAAUACCAAGAAUAAAAUACUUUGUUAGAUUCAAUAUUAGAAUAGAUUUGUGUAAGUUUAAUGGAUGUAGUAAAGGUGUAUGUAUUGAAAUAUGUGAAUAAUAUUGGAUAAAGUAUAUGUGAAGAAUUUCACAAUAUUUGUGAUACAAUAUAUAUCCUAACAAAAGUAAGAGGAAUAAGAACGAUUAGUAGAUAUUGUCCACAUGAAGUAUGUAAUUUGGAACCAGUGGUAAUGUAUUUAUAACAUUGUUCAACUGAUCUUAAUUAGAAUUGGGAAACAAAAUAUGUUAUUUUAAUGUGGUUAAGUAUAAUAGUGUUAGUUCCUUUUGAUUUGAAUUCUAUUGAUUCAUAAAUAUUUAAUGCUAUUUAAGACACUUUUACAUCAAGUAAUACUAUUAUAACCUCAUUAUUAAAUUUGGGAGUUAAUUACUUAAAAUCAUCUACUAAAUUAAGAAACAUGGGUGCUUUGUAUUUAUCUAAGUUGUUUAGUAGAACAGAUAUACUUAAAUGCAAUUUAUUAGAAUAAUUCUUAAAUUGGAGUGUUAAAUAAAUUCAUGAAUUAUAGAAUAAUAUUUUGAAUACUUUUUAUAUUACUGGAAUAUUGGAAACUCUAGUAGAAAUGCUUAAGGUUGUUUAAAGAGAUGUAUUAAAGAACUAUUUAUAUAUCUUGUUACCUUUAUUAGAACUUAAAUAACAAGGAACCUUAAUUAAUCUCUAUCUCACUAAAUUAACUUAAAGAAUUGGUUUAGUAUAUUUAAGACCUAGAGUUGUUAGUUGGACAUAUAAAAAAGGAACAACUAAUUUAUAGCAAACCUUAAAAAUAAUAGAUUAUUCAAGGAUAGUUACAAAUUCUUAAAUAUCUAAAACAUCAUCAUUAUUAUAAUAAUAAUAAUAAUCAAAUAUAUAAUUAGAGGAUGUUGAUUAUUUUGCUGAUGUUGAUUAAGAAGGAUUAGAAGCUGUUGUUGAUACUUUAUUAUAAUAAAUAAUAAAUAAAGAUACAGUAGUUAGAUGGUCAGCAGCAAAAGGAAUAGGUAGAAUUUGUUCUAGAUUGGAUUUGGAUUAAGCAGAUGAUAUUUUUGAUUCAUUAUUAAAUACAUGUUUUACUCCAAUAAAUGGAGAUACUGCUUGGCAUGGUGGUUGUUUAGCUUUAGGUGAAUUAUGCAGAAGAGGAUUAAUUUUGGAAAAUAAAUUAGAGUCAAUAAUUCCGAUAAUAUGCAAAGCAUUAAUAUUUGAAUAGAAUUAAGGAGGUUAUAGUAUUGGAGUAAAUGUGAGAGAUUCAGCAUGUUUUAUAGCAUGGUCAGCUGCAAGAGCAUAUGAUCCUGAGAUAUUAAAAAAUCAUGUUUUAGCAUUAGCAUAACAUUUAGUAAUAGUGAUGAUAUUUGAUAGAGAAGUGAAUGUAAGAAGGGCAGCAUCAAGUACGUUUUAAGAAUUAGUUGGUAGAUGUCCAAAUAUUAUACCACAUGGUAUAAGUAUUUUAACAGAAGCUGAUUAUUUUUCAUUAGCAAUGAUUCAUAAUGCUUAUUUAAGAAUAGCUCCAUUUGUAGCUUCAUUUUCAGAAUAUUAUAAAUAAAUGGUUGAUCAUUUAGCUUUCAUAAAAAUAGCAAGUUAAGAUAAAGAAGUAAGAAAAUUAGCAGCAAAAGGAUUAGGAAGAUUACUUGUCUUAAAUCCAAUAUAUUUUAAAGAGAAUUUAAUUUAUGAAGGAAUAUUAAAAAUGUUAAGAUUAUAAUCAUUGAAUCAAAAACAUGGAGCAUUAUUUGCUUUAGGAGAUUUACUUAUUGCAUAAUCUGGACAUAUAACUAAGAAUUCAGAAGAAAAAGAAUUGAAAGAUUCUGUAUUUCUUCGUACUUUAACUAAAAAUGAUAGAUAAUUAGCUAAAGCUGGAGAACAUAUAACUAUUUUCAAAUCUUAAUAUGAAUAAUUACUUUAAGUAGAUAAUAUGAAUUUACUCUCAUAAGAAAUAAUAGAAGACAUAAUGCAAAUACCUAAAUAAUUAGAAGAUAGUUUAAAAGGAAAGAGUGGAGAAUAAAUUAGAAUUGCUGCAUAUAGAUUGAUUGAAUGUAUUUCUAUAUCUAAAUUACCUUUACAAAUAGAUUAACAUGCAUAUUACUUAAAAUUUAUAGAAGAUGGAUUAAAAAAUCCAUUAGAAGAAAUUCAAACAUCAGCAGCAAAAGCAUUAAAAUUAUUAAGUAAUUAAUAUUAAACACAUGGUUAAUAUUUAUAAGAUGGUAAAGAAUUUCUAAAAAGAGUAAUAAAAUAAUUAAAUCAAAAAACUACAACAGUUUAAGUAUUAAUAUAAGGUGGAUAUGCUUAAAGUGUUGGAUCUUUCUCUCCAUAAGUACUUCAUAAUGAAGAUCUUAGUAUUUUAUAUUAGAUUGGAUUAUCAAAAAAGAGAGCAAAAUUAACAAGUUGGAGUAUUGAUCCUGAUACUAGAAAAUUUGCUAUAAAAUCACUUGGUUAAAGUAUUAUUAAUUAAUUAAACAAUAAUUUUAAUUGCGAUGCUUAACUAUUAUCUGUUAUUGAUUGUUUAUUAUAUGCUAUGUUAGAUUAUACAAUUAAUAAAAAAGGAGAUGUUGGAUUGUUUAUUAGGGAAAAUUCUAUUAUUGCAAUAUAAUCAAUUUUAGUUAGCUACAUAGGUUUUAUAGAUAGAAAUAAUAUUCAAAAUAUUGUUAUUGAUGAAUAAUAUACUAUUAAAAUAAUUGGUUAAUUAUUGCAAUAAUUAUGUGAAAAAAUAGAUAGAGUUAGAUUAUUAGCUGGUAGUGUUUUAUAAGAUUUAUUUAAAUCUGUAUUUCCUAAAUUAAAAUAAUUUGAUAAUUAUGAAGAAAUUUCUGCAAUAUUCUCAACUACUAAUUUAUAAUAAACUAUAAUUAAAGAUUAAGAAAGAGUUGAUUAAACCUUUUAAAGUGAAAUAAUUGAAGCUGAAAUCAAAAACUUAAAAGAUGUUUUAUAAAAUAUUGGUAAAACUGAUUUAAUUUAUCAUUGGAAUCUUCCACAUUGUUGUUAUAGAUUAAUUGUACCCAUUCUUGCAUAUCCAACAUUUUGUAGAUACAUUUUAACAGGAUUAUGUAUAAGUGUAGGAGGAAUUAGUGAAUCUAUUUAAAAAUUUAGUGAAGAAGCUUUAGUUUAAUAUAUUCAUCUAAAUUAAAAUCUUGAUUUAAUCAUGAUUAAUUUAAUUGAAAUACUUAAAUUAUAUGUUUUAGAUGAAAGAGUUGUCAUACCAUUAUUUAAAACAGCUUCACUUGUUUUAUAAAAAGAAGAAAUACAAUAAUUACCUAUGAUUAAGUAAUAUACUGAAAAUCUAUUCUAUUUAAUUUACAAAGAAACACAUAAAACUUAAUCAAUUAACAAAUUAUCUUCAAGUGUCUAACUUAUAAUAGAUAUUUUAUCAAUUAAUACUGAUUUAUUUCAUCAAAUAAUUUAACACAUCUAUGAUAUUUUAACUAGCGAGUAUUUAUUUAAUUUAUUUAUAGUUUACCUAAAGUAAGAAAAUAAUUAGCUGAAGCAUUCUAUUUAUAUUUAUUAUCACAUGAUAAUGAAGAAUUGAUAUCUAUGGACAACAAUUGUUUACUUUAAGAUUAUCUAUUAGAAACUGAUUGGCUAUCAGUAUUUUAUUUAUUUUAUUAUUUAAUAGGAAGAAUUAGAUAAAAAUAUUGAAGAAUGUAGAAACUAAUUGAAAUAAUUAUUGAAUUUAUGAG